Messenger RNA from Limanda limanda (common dab), 1386 nucleotides. RefSeq names its product prostaglandin D2 receptor 2. The record is from RefSeq and is a predicted model, not a curated record. The transcript has a single exon. Gene Ontology annotation, cellular component: plasma membrane. Gene Ontology annotation, molecular function: complement receptor activity; G protein-coupled receptor activity. Gene Ontology annotation, biological process: complement receptor mediated signaling pathway; phospholipase C-activating G protein-coupled receptor signaling pathway; positive regulation of cytosolic calcium ion concentration. Lineage: Eukaryota; Metazoa; Chordata; Actinopteri; Pleuronectiformes; Pleuronectidae.
AUGUCAAACGCAACAAGCGGGGUGCUCUUCUGCCCCCUGCUGCAAGACAUGCGGAAUCACAGCCCCAACAACAACAGCCAGGCCAAUAUGGUGGUGGUUUGCUUCCACGGUCUGGUCUCCUGCCUUGGGCUUCUGGAGAACGCUCUGAUCCUCUGGGUGCUUGGCUUCCGCCUUAGGCACCGCACCGUCACCUCCGUCUGGGUGCUCAACCUAGCCCUGUCUGACUUCCUAGCCAACCUGAGCCUCCCCCUCUUCGCUUCUUACCACUACCACCACCACAGCUGGGAGCUCGGCAACCCACUCUGCAAGACACAGGCUUCCAUCUUCUUCAUAAACAUGUUUGUGUCAGCCUUCCUGCUGGCCGCAAUUUCACUCGACCGCUUGCUUCUUGUAGUCAAGCCAGUGUGGAGCCAGAAUCAUCGGUCAGUGUCAGGAGCAUGGAAGGUGUGUGGAUUAGGUUGGUUAUGGGCUGCACUGAAUACAAUACCGUACACUGUGUUCCGCUCAGUAAUUGAGAAACAGGGUGGGGGGAAUUUGUGCUAUCAUAAUUUUGCUUUGAUUUUAUCCUCUCGAGCCACUUUGGAGAGAGACUGCGAAGUGAGACAGGCAGCAACAGCCGUCUCCAAGUUGCUGCUGGCAUUCCUCUUUCCCUUGGUGGUGAUUGCAGGGAGUUAUGUCCUAAUAGGUCUCAGCCUGAGGAGCAGGAGCAGGAGGAGGAAGCAGAGCACCACCAGACUAACUGAUGCACUGAUCAUGUCAAACAGAGGCCGAGCAUCAGGAGCUACAAACACAACAACUAACAUCAUCCUCAAGCCUCCCACCUCCAGUCCAACUUUAGCUUCGACGCCAACUACCAUGUCCGCCACCAUCUCUAAUCAGACCAAUCGGGACCAGCUGUCCCAGAGCUUCAUCAAAAUGGUGACAUUUGUGAUCACUGCAUUUGUACUGUGCUGGGCUCCCUAUCACAUCUUCUGCAUCAUCGAGCUGACGGCACAUUACUGGAGGAAGAAUCUCAAAGUGGUGGAGGUGGGGCUUCCCUUUGCUACAACCAUCGCAUUCUUGAAUCCGGUGUUGAACCCCAUUCUCUACGCCUUCAGCUGUCCACACUUCUGCGUGAAGAUACAACAGAGUCUGGGAGCAUUGUUUGACGGACUUGUAGAAGAGGACGGAGGGUUCCUAGUCGCUCAAGGGAAGAGCAUAAGAGCUCAUCUAAGGCGGAGAAGCAGUUGAGAUGUGAGCCCUGCCACACCAGGGUCAUCAAAGGGGGAAUCAUCACCCUGUAAAUAGUCUGUCAUCCAACCUGCCUUCCCUCUGCCUUUGGAGUCUCAAAACCUUGAAGAUAAUCAAAUGGAUAAAACUUCAAAAAUAAUGACGGAGCAAAGCUGA